Ustilaginoidea virens is the source of this 1695-nucleotide messenger RNA. RefSeq lists its product as uncharacterized. Gene Ontology annotation, molecular function: protein binding. The transcript has 5 exons. The record is from RefSeq and is a predicted model, not a curated record. NCBI's taxonomy places the organism in Eukaryota, Fungi, Ascomycota, Sordariomycetes, Hypocreales, Clavicipitaceae. The coding region runs from base 1 to 1695 and encodes 564 amino acids.
AUGGCUACUCUUACAGGUGUCGAUGAACGCAUUGCGCGGGUGGAGCAGAUACUGCAAGAACAGUCACGUAGACUGCAGAUGAACCAGUACUCGCAAGUCAAGUUUGCAUAUGGAACCCGAGCAGGCAGCCGUGGCCAGAAGAGCUCGUCAUCGCCGGCAAUACUGGGCAACUUUCUCGGCCGCCUAUUUGUUGGCUUUGCGGGGCUACCGGUUCUGAAUCAGAAGUGUGACACUCAUGCUUGCAAGGGCGCGCAGUCGAGCAAAGUGAGUAUGAGUAUGGAAUACUGGUUUCCCGCUAGCUUCUGGUCCAGUAUCGUGCGAGUGGACAUAUCUUACCACCACGAUUUGGGGCCGUCUUUACAGCUUCGUACGUUGAGAAGAGUUCCGGACACUGCCCAGUGCGUAAACUAUGCCUUGGGUGGCAACAUUGAUGGAUUAAAGUUUCUGCUCACGCAGGGACUGGCAUCUCCUCGAGACACAAGUCCCACGCGUGGCUAUUCUCUCCUACAAUGGACUCUGUACGGCACACAGUAUGAGACGUGUAGAUUCUUGAUACAGGCCGGAUCUGAUGCCGAUUACAAGCCACUUGCUGCAUUCUAUAAUAGCCCGCGUAUCAAGGCAUGCCAUUUCUUGCUAGAAGGCAACUUGUCGGAGCCUGCCAAAGACGCUCUCCGUACUAUUACCAAAGGCGGCGAGUACCUGGAUGAUUUCAUUGACGAGUCUCAGUUUACUCAAACACAUCGAAUCGUUCUCGGUCUUUCAAGCAGAGACUUGGAGCAAGAACUACUAGCACAUCCCCAUCAGGUCAAUGCACAAGAUACAACGGGUCGUACAGCUGUGGCAUGGGCAGCUGCCAGAGGGGAUAGUCGUGCCAUCGUAACUCUACUCAGACAUGGCGCUGAUCCGAACAUUAUCGACUCGCAACUAUCUGUACUCUUGGAUUUCGGGGCCGAGGUUGACCAAGCUGGAGUGGAUGGCAAGACGGCUCUCUUCCAUGCCGCGCAAAAUAAUGACGCUGCUCUUGCAAUGCUUCUUCUAGAGUAUGGCGCGGAAGUUAACACGGCCACAAUCACAGGGGAUACGCCGUUGACUACUGCAAUCACGCACAACAGCCACCACGUACUGAGGCUUUUUCUUGAGCGUUGGCUGGACUAUUCCGUAUGCCCGCGCUUGACAGGACCACAUCUUCUCAGCAUUACAGCUCGGUAUGCUGACCUUCAAACCAUUGAUAUUUUAGCAGGCACGGACCAUUUUCGUCUCGAAUACGACGAAAGAUAUCUAACGGGGGACUUUUCCAAAGUCAUCCGCGAGCGCCCGGAUGCAACGGGAAAACUUGCCUCCGCGUUUGAGGAAUUGCUGAGCAUCUUCAAACAUGCUGCGCAUUUGGCGCAGGAUGCAGAGAGUCUCUUGGAAGCGGGACAUGGGUUCUGCCUUUCGUCCCGUUCAAAGGACGAGAGCCAGGAGGUGGUAAACAAACGAAGGGAGAACGUAGCAGCCAUGUCUAGAACAAUAUGUUUUUACUUUUUGAAAGCAUUUAUUCUCGUCCCAGAGACACGGGAAUUUCGUGACGGAUAUCAUUUUGCAGCAACUGCUCAACCUCACAAAGAGGAGAGCCUCGCUGGUUACAAUGGGCAUGAGAAGCGCCUUUUCGGAUGCGAAAGCUUCCACUCCAACUCAAACCUGUUAGCCGAAUAG